CUCUCUCUAACACAGUCAGCCAUGUUUGAAGAAUCCGUGACAUCCCUGCCAUCAAUUUGGGCUUCCAUGAACAGCUGGUUCACUCCCACUGUUCUCUUCCUCCUCCUCAAUGUCAUGAUUGGCACCAUCGCCAUUGCUUCAAACUUGGGUUCCACCCAGAAACACGAGGACCCAGAGCAGCAGCACCACCAGAACCACCAUCAAGGCGGAGGCAUCGCCAGAUCUCCGUCUAUGCUGCAGAGGCUCAAAUCCAUCAACCUCUACCAGUACAGAUCCCCGGAGCCACACUCCGCCACUUUCGAGAAACACCCGGAAACUACUGAGGAUACCCAUUACGCCUUUAACCACGCCCACGAGUUUGAACAGCCCCAGUUCACCAGAUCCCCUUCUCUGCUGCAGCGGCUCAAGUCCAUCAAUUUCCACAUUCCACAAGAUUUAUCCAACAACCCAUCUCAGCCCAUCGCCGACGCAGCCCCUCCGCACAAAACCCAUGAGCCGGAAUCCCAUUUCGAGCAAGCUCCGGAGCAGGAGGAGUUCCCAGAUGACGACAGUUUGGAAGAACACGAGCACCCAGAACCAGAAACUCCAGAUUUUUCAGAAGCAGGGGAUAAACAGAGGGGCCUGGAGGAGAUUUUCAGCCAGCUGAAGCCGUUACGGGACCGCCACGUGAACCGGACCAAGUCGGACACCAAGCCGGCGUCCGGCGAGGUGCCCGUCAAGCUCCCGCAGAAGAUGAAGAAAUCUGCGAGCUCCAAGUCUGCUUUUGCUCAUUUCCAGGAGGAUGAUAUCGUCGAGAUUCGCCGGCCGGCGACCGUGAGGGAGAGAAAGGUGGCGAAGAUGGCGGAGGAUGACGAGGAGGUGGACGCCAAGGCGGAUGAUUUCAUCAACAAGUUCAAGAAGCAGCUGAAGAUGCAGCGGCUGGAUUCGAUCGUAAGGUACAAGGACAUGAUCACUCGAGGGAGUGAUAAGUGAGAGAAAAUUUUAAUUAUUUUCCAGAGUUUGGGUGGAUUUUUAAUUUCUCUUAAUUCUGGGGUGGGCUGAGUAAAAUUAGGAGUUUAAUGGAUGUAAUGUUGAUUUGCUCACUACCACUCUGCAGCUUUCUGUCUGUUGAACUAUUUGUUCAAACUUGUAUUCCUAAGAUUAAUUCGCAGUUAGUACGGCACGGAACUGUGAUUUAUAUGUAAGAAGAAACGACGGAGUAAGUAUAUUCAUGUGAUGAAAAUAUUUGUCUCCGGCAUUCCGGCCUA
Messenger RNA from Pyrus x bretschneideri (Chinese white pear), 1247 nucleotides. Its product is annotated as pathogen-associated molecular patterns-induced protein A70-like. The transcript has a single exon. The coding region runs from base 22 to 972 and encodes 316 amino acids. NCBI's taxonomy places the organism in Eukaryota, Viridiplantae, Streptophyta, Magnoliopsida, Rosales, Rosaceae. The record is from RefSeq and is a predicted model, not a curated record.